UGCGUACCGGAAAGUACUGAGCGACAGAUCAAGGACGCAAAGGUAUAAAAGAGAGUGCGAAACGGCUCUGUCAUCAGUCGAGGUUCGUCCACUGCACAGCACAACAAUGGAGAAGACAGUCACGCUGAGCUGCGGAGGUCACAUGCCUCUUGUCGGGUUGGGAUGCUGGCAGUCCUCCCCGGACCAGGUGACGCAGGCGGUGGAGGCGGCGCUGGACGCCGGCUACCGCCACAUCGACACCGCUUACAUCUACCUCAACGAGGAGGCCGUCGGCGCCGGCAUCAGGAACUGGCUCGAGAAGACAGGCAAGAGCAGGGGCGAGAUCUUCGUCGUGACCAAGCUGCCCAUGAACGGCAUGCACGAAGGAGGCGUGGAGAGGUUCCUGAAGAAGUCCCUGGAGAAGUUACAGCUGGGCUACGUGGACCUGUACCUCGUGCACGGGCCUGUCGGCGUCAUUGGCAAAGACGACAACGAUAUCUUCCCGAUGGUCGACGGGAAACUGAACGUGGAUUUCGGGACAGACCACAUCGCCGUGUGGAAGGAAAUGGAGAAGAUGAAGACGCUGGGGCUGGCGAGGUCCAUCGGGGUCUCCAACUUCUCCGUCAAGCAGCUGAGGAAGAUCUGCGCCGUCGCCAAGGUCCCGCCCUCCGUCCAGCAGGUUGAGCUGCACGCUUACUUCCAGCAGCCAGACAUGCAGGAGUUCUGCAAGAGCCACAACAUCGCCAUCACCGCCUACGCCCCCCUGGGCUCCCCCGGCCGGAAGGGCGUUCCUACGCUGAGCGGCGGCCAUAUACCGGAGUUGCUGGAGGACCCCGUGGUGCGGCUGGUGGCGGAGCGGCAGGGCGUGACGGCGGCGCAGGUCCUCCUCCGCUUCCUGGUCCAGCAGGGCCUCAUCGCCAUCCCCAAGUCCGUCACGCCCUCGCGCAUCGCCGCCAACUUCGACGUCUGGAACUUCUCCCUGACCGACACCGAGAUGGCCGCCCUCAGGAGCCUCGACAAAGGGCCUUCCGGGCGCUCCUUCGUCUUCGCCAACCGCCCGGGGUUGAUGGAUCACCCGGAAUGUCAUGCAUAGAAAUGUCAGAAAGGCUGCAGUCAUCAGUUAAUACUCGCUGUCAAAGAAUAGCUUUGUUAUCGUACCUGUCAGCUCCUCCGUACAUGUAUGUAUACGUGUAUACGUAUAUUCACACACAUACAU
This is a messenger RNA of Penaeus vannamei (Pacific white shrimp), 1195 nucleotides long. Its product is annotated as aldo-keto reductase family 1 member A1. Gene Ontology annotation, molecular function: aldose reductase (NADPH) activity. Gene Ontology annotation, cellular component: cytosol. NCBI's taxonomy places the organism in Eukaryota, Metazoa, Arthropoda, Malacostraca, Decapoda, Penaeidae. The record is from RefSeq and is a predicted model, not a curated record.